This is a messenger RNA of Mercenaria mercenaria, 1670 nucleotides long. RefSeq lists its product as uncharacterized. Gene Ontology annotation, molecular function: lysozyme activity. Bases 63 to 1568 code for a protein of 501 amino acids. The transcript has 3 exons. NCBI's taxonomy places the organism in Eukaryota, Metazoa, Mollusca, Bivalvia, Venerida, Veneridae. The record is from RefSeq and is a predicted model, not a curated record.
CGUACUUUCAAAUAAAACUGCGCAACAUUUUGUCAUAAUUUCUGUUGACAGAAAGAGUUGAAAUGAACACCAAGGUCUGUUUUCUUUCGCUAUUCUUAUGCUCAUAUAUCACUAAUAUUAAGGCUUUUGGUUCUUAUACGAGUUCGAGUUCACCUACCACUUCAACUUCAAUUUCACCACCCGGGAAAAACACCACUGAGGCGUCUCCGGAGACAAGUUCAGCACCCGGGAAAAACACCACUGAGGCGUCUCCUGAGACAACUUCACCACCCGGGAAAAACACCACUGAGGCGUCUCCUGAGACAACUUCACCACCCGAGAAAAAUACAAUCGAGGCACCUACUGAGCAAUGUGGCUGUUUGGAUGUAACAAAAUUAGACAACGAUAUAGAACAUAUAUACAACAAACUAGCGGAGAUACUGGAACAAGGAACCAAUGUGAAAGAAAUACCUAACAUAAGUGUGAAAAUUGAAAAGAUCGUAAGUGGAAUAAGAAAUAAAACUUGCCAAUGUUCAGACAGGAUUCAUCUUGGGGAGAUGGCAGAGGAAACCCACUCGAAAAUUGAUGCUGUACUUGCAAUAUUAAAUGUAAGCAGAAAUUGUGAAUGCGAUGAUGGAAACAAAUUGGAAAAACACAAUGCUGAUAUACUUGCUAAGCUUGAUGAACUUGUAACAAUGGCUGAUGCAAUAAAUAGUGGUAUAGAGAACAGCAGAAAGGAUAAUUCAGAUAUAAAAGCUAAACUAGAGUUUAUUGUAGAGGGUGACGCGAGCAAUGACAACUGCAAUAUAUCUCACAUUGAAGAGGACAAUGAUCAAAUCAAGCUUACACUUGACGAGAUUCUUGGAUACCUGUCUACUGAUGAUGUAAAAGAAUGCAACUGUGAAGGACAACUUCGAAUUCUAUAUAAUAGAAUAAGUGAAAAAUUAGAUGAUAUUCUGGUAAAGAUAAACGAGACUGACCGGCAGGACAGAGCUGGCAGAAAUGGAUCAGUGCGGUUGAACCUUGAUGAGAUAAAUUACAAACUAGAUCUGAUUAUUGAACACGAUAUCACUGGAGGAAAAAAAGACAGUGAAUGCGUUAACAUGAAUGAUCUGGAAGGGGUUGUGUCUCAGUAUUGUAAUGAUGGUGGAAGAAAUAGGAAACGAAACAAGGGAAGAAGGAAAGGAAAGGAUCCAGAACAAGAGGACAAGAAAAAAAGAAAGGGAACGGAGGAGAGAAGACAACCCUGGGAAAUACCGAAAAAGGAUGUAGACGAUUUGCUUUUUGCUUAUAAAGGUUGUAUAGAAAAAGCCAUGAAAGACCUUCAUGAAUGGUUUGAGGACAAAAAGUGGGGAAGAAUGCCUCCCGAAGUCCAAAAAAUAAUGAUCACAUUAUACUGCAAAAUUGGCUUUAAAGAACUGAAAACCUUAAGAAAGAUGAAAGCGUUACUUGAGAGAGGAAAUUGGAUAUCUGCAGCUCAAGAACUUGAGAAGUGGUAUAGGGCCAAAAAGCUUUAUCAUGAUGAUGCUGCAAAGAAACUCAUUGAGAAACUUAAGGCUUUCAAAGGGAAGAUGGCGCCAAAAGAAUAGCCAGAUGUCACAGUGACAGACUAUGCAUCUGAUAAUUUUAAUGACAAUCGUUUUAAUGAGUUUAAUAAUAUUUUAGAGCUGGGGCAAUAAAUAUGAACACUG